AUGGGUACUCGUGGGUUUUUCAUCGAAUCUCAGGCGAGUCUGAACAAGGGGCUUGAUAUGCCAAACCUGAGGUUAAGAGGUCUCGACAAUGAAGAACCAUUCCCGUUGGGUUUUGUGUAUACCGGACAGGGCACACAGUGGGCUGGCAUGGCGAAGGAGCUUUUUAGCAAUUGCAGCGUGUUCGAAAGUACCAUCAAGUAUCUCGAUUCCUGCCUCCGAACUCUGGCUCCGAAAGAUGCUCCCACCUGGACGCUUGAGGGUAUUCUGCGCGGUAAAGAAAACCACGAUAUCAGCGCCGCAGAAGAAUCACAACCACUUUGCACUGCGGUGCAGAUCGCGCUGACAGAUAUGCUCAGAGACUGGGGUGUUUCCCCGGAGACGGUGGUUGGCCACUCCUCUGGUGAGAUAGGGGCAGCGUACGCUACUGGGGCUAUCGAUGCCCGGCAAGCCAUCUUCGCGGCUUACUUUCGCGGAGCUGUUGUUGCUGAGGUCUCUGCUGAAGGCUCCAUGGUUGCUGUAGAUCUUGGAAAAGACCAGGCACAGGCGAUAGUCGAGGAAUGUGAGUUAACAGAGUCUGCUAUCGUUGCAUGUGCGAACUCUCCGGAAAGUACUACCGUUAGUGGUGAUGCAGACGCCAUCAAUUCUCUGCUCGGAGUGUUUCAAAAUAGAGGUAUCUGGGCACGGAAAUUGAUGACUGGGGGUACAGCGUAUCAUUCGCACCAUAUGAAGGCUGUGGGGCCGAGAUAUGAGGCUUUACUCGAGCGCUAUUGGAGUAUGACUGAUGACCAGGUCAGUGGUAAAGUCAACGGUCAAGUGAAUGGUCACGUCAAUGGAUAUCCUAACGGCUUUUCUGAUGGUCAUGUUAACAGUCAUGAUAAUGAGACUGUUAACGGCUACGUAAAUGGAAGCUUUAAUGGCCAUGUUAGUGAGAAAGUCAACGGCUACGCUAAUGGCCAACUUAAUGGUCAAAGCGAUACUCCCGCGCCAUCAGUAACCAUGAUUUCAACUGCGACCGGUGGCCCGAUCAGUACAAAUCAAGUCGGGACGGCGAAAUACUGGCGCUCGAAUCUCGAAUCUCCAGUACAGUUUGACGCGGCCAUCAAAAUCAUCUUGGAGCAAGGGAAUUAUCAUCUGAUAGAACUCGGUCCGCACUCGGCCUUACAGCUCCCCAUAAAGCAGACUUCAUCAGUCAUGGAACAGAGUCGUUAUAUCUACAAUUCUGCUCUCAUACGCCACCAAGAUGCCCAGCUAACCACCCUUCAACUUGUCGGUUCCUUGUUCUUGCACGGACACGAUGAGCUUCAGCACCAUAAGAUGUUCGUAGAUACCCCCCAACCUCACGUCUUAGUCGACUUGCCGCCUUACCCCUGGGACUACAGCUCACCCACCCUAUGGACUGAGCCUCGCGCCAGUGUUGAGUUUCGUCACCGCAAAUACCCACGGCACGAGCUCCUCGGAUCACAAGUAUCAGGAGGGAACACCGCAGGUGUGACGUGGCGCAAUAUACUGGACCUCAAUGAGGCCGACUGGUUGGCUCACCAUUGCCUGGGUGCCUGGAUAUUAUUCCCCGCCGCGGCUUAUAUUGCGAUGACAGUUAAAGCAAUGUGCCAGGUUGCAGGGCUACAGCUGGAAGAUAGUCCUGGAGUGGAACUUCGCAAUCUCAAUUUCGUCAAAACACUCGAUAUGGACCUCAAGAAGAAGCCAUCGGUGGAGAUCUUUUCCGAGAUGCGCCCGAUGGCUAUUUCUAGUGUGACAAAUUCGGACACUUGGUGGAAAUUCAGUGUCGUCUCGAUCGACGGCGAUUCCCGAGCAACUUUGCAUAUGAAUGCGGCUGUGCGGCUAGCAGAUUCCUCGCCAUGCAUAGAUCGGAAAAUCAAGCUUGAUAGAUCAAUGAUGCAGAAAGAUGCAGCCCGCGUCUGGUACGACAGGUUCACUCAAGUAGGGUUGAACUGGGGACCUCGGUUCGCUGUCUUGGAGGAGAUUUUCCGGGAUCGUGCGCGGACGGCGCCCAUAGCAGCAUCUACUACACAUCUUCAGCGCGGAGACAGGUUUAGUCGGUACAUUGCAAAUUCGAUUUCUAUAGAUGCAAUGUUACAAACAUCAUUUAUUGUGACUACUGGUGGCUGGGUGAGCAAACUCCGCGCGACGGUUCCUGUUGCAAUGGACUCGGUAUACGUCGCGCCUCCGUCGGCCCUUGACAUGGAUACGAAUAAGCCAUGGUAUGUUGACACCAAGUCAGAGGUCGUGGGUUUUGGAACGCAUAGAAUUGAUGCAGAGUUGUUUAAUUCGUCUGGAGAAGUGUUGAUAAGAAUGAGCCAAGCUCGCUGUAUUGCCUAUCAAGGGAACAGGCAGGCGGAAAACACUGAAAAACGCAAUCCCCUGCUGAGAGCUGCGUGGAAGCCAGAUCUCUCUGCAUUAACUAAUUGGGGUCUUGAUAAUUAUCUGGAACAUUUCACUCGGGUUUACGGCUCUAAUAAAGCGACCAACGACGUGCUGUGUUUGGUCGGUGUCCUGGAUUUGGCCUGUCAUCAACAUUGUAAUAGCAACAUCCUCGAACUGGGGAGUCAAACGCAGAUUUCAGAGUCUGUUCGUGGUGUACUAGGUGUUGACUCCUCUUUCAGAAGGUACAAGUCCUAUCAUUGUGGGGUCCUGGUAAACGGCGAUCUAGUCGGCGCGGGGGGUUUCCCGGAGACAGAAGAUGAGCACAAUUCGGAUCAAAUCCCGCAAGACAAGAAGUUCGAUAUAGUUUUAGUCCCCUCGGUUGGCCUCUGGACGCCGGAUAUUGUCAGCAGACUCACACCGGGGGCGACUGUCAUCACGAUAGGGGAUGUUCCCAGCGACGGUAUCACUUGGACAAAGACCAUAAGAGGAAGUGAUUCUUUCCCCGUCACAGUUGGGACUAUCAAGGGCCUCGUUAGCCAGAGAAAGAUCAUCAAAACCCCGACAGUCGUGGUAAGCUAUUUCGACCACCUCUGA
Molecule: messenger RNA, 2976 nt
Organism: Aspergillus luchuensis
Lineage: Eukaryota; Fungi; Ascomycota; Eurotiomycetes; Eurotiales; Aspergillaceae
Exons: 2
Coding region: 1-2976 (991 amino acids)
Biological process (GO): secondary metabolite biosynthetic process; fatty acid biosynthetic process
Molecular function (GO): fatty acid synthase activity
Source: RefSeq, a predicted model, not a curated record